AUGGCCAACCUUCCCACUCGUGUGAAGGAGAUCGGCCUCAGCGAGGUUUACCGUGCAGAAAAGCCUCUUGUUGAUAUCGUGUUCGUGCACGGCCUCAACGGUCAUGCGUACAACACCUGGGCUUCCAAGAACAAUGGCACCUUUUGGCCCGCCGACCUCCUUCCUGAAGUCCUCGGCCCUAAUCACGUUCGCAUUCUAACGUACGGAUACAACGCCAACGUCACGGCUUUCACCGACGGCGCCUCCAAAGACCGGCUUCACAAUCACGCAGAGACGUUGGCUUCGGGCUUGGCUGCGAAUCGAAAUCUGCGGAGUUGUUCAGACAGACCCAUAAUCUUCGUUUGCCACUCGCUGGGCGGCCUGGUCGUCAAGCGCACCCUCAUUUACUGCCGGAGCGUGAACAACGAAAAGAUCCAGCAUCUCAGAUCCAUAUACGUUUCCACGUACGGCAUCCUGUUCCUCGGAACACCCCACAAUGGGUCCGACGUCGCCAAGUGGGGCGCGCUUCUGCAGAACAUUUGUAGUGCUGUGAUGCCGAAGAAGUUCAUGGAAUCCUCGCCUCACUUGGUCAAAGCCCUCAAGACAAACAACGAAACGCUCCAGAACAUCAACAGCCUCUUCGCAGACAUCACGAGCCGCUUCCACAUCUAUUUCUUCCAUGAAACCUUGUCCAGUGACGUCAAGGGCACUCGCGAGCUGAUCGUCGACGAGAGCUCUGCGGCCCCUUACAUGGAAGGUGUCGAACGGAUGGGCAUCGAAGCUGAUCAUAGUCAUAUGUGCAAGUUUGACGAUGAGGGCUCCCCUGGAUAUGAGGCGGUGGCAGAGGCUCUCUUGCGAUAUUCGCGUGACGCCCCAGCGACCAUACAUGAGCGCUGGAUCGAAGAGGGAAAGGCGCGCCGGCUCAUGAAAGAGACAAUAGCCCGGGAAAUGUUUGGCAAUGUGGACACGGAACAACUUGGAAGAAGCGCACCGGACCUUCGUUCAAUUGGUAAGCCACAGAUGCUUCCUGGUCCGCAUUCUCCGAUCACUUGGAAGCAGUACGAGGUCGAAGAGCCCGCGCAACCUCCAGUGCCUUAUAGUAAUUCUGAAUUAAUGGUACUACCUUCUGAGAGAAGACGCUCGGUUGUAUCGGAAAUAGCGAUGGCGGAGAGCACCGAGCUUCCUUUGUCACGAUCCCUACGGGCUGAUCCGCUUUUCGUGGUCCCGCCCGGCUUUCAUCCAAAUGCGACUUUUGUAGGUAUGAAGAAGGAGCUUGAAGUGUUGCAUGCGCGUUUGUUCAAAGCCAAGAAGAGAGCGGAACGUCUAAUGGCUGUUUUGAUUUGUGGAGGACCCGGCAGUGGCAAGUCGCACCUUGCACGACAAUACGUGUGCACCCAUCGAGAUAUCUACCCAGCGGGGGUUUUCUGGGUCGAUGCCAAGUCCCUCGAAUCAACUUACAAAUGCUUCUGGGAUAUGGCUCAAGCGGCCGCACUGACGGAUGGGCAGGAAUUCCGGUACCCCGACACCAACCCAUCGCGCAAGUAUGUAGAUUCGGUGAGGACAUGGCUGCAAAACCGGGAAGGCUGGCUCAUUGUGUUCGACGGAGUCAGCUUUGCGCACGAGCAUGAUAUCAACAACUUCAAGCAGUUCCUCCCGUUCAACAAGCACUGCAGUAUCAUCUACACCUCAGUGGAUAAAACCCUGAAGAGAAAACAACGUCUGUACGAGCCAUAUUGCCUUCAGGUGAAGCCACUCGAGCCGGAGAACGCAUGCAAGCUGCUUUUUGAAGACCUCGGUAUUAGAAAACCGACCGCAGGCCAGAUCAGGAAAGCCACGGAACUGGUAACUCAUUAUGAGUGCCUUCCUCUCGCUAUUCAUGCCAUUGGCCACAGGCUCAGCGCCACGUCAAAGCCAAUUGAGCGAUAUCAUAUCAAUUCACAUUUGACAGACGAAAAGCUGGCGGAACCGUUUUUAAGCAUCAUGCACGAUUUGAUGUGUUUGGGGCACUGGGCGGCGCUCAACCUGGUUAACAUGCUUUCGUUCUUUAGUCACCAUAUCCCUGUCGGUCUCUUGACCUUGGGUCUCUCAGCGCGUAUACAGCAGAGAGCUGGAGUCAUGACCCAAAGCAGAAGCGGAGAAGCGGGGGACCUUGACACGACGAUCGGAAUCUUGAUCCGAUAUGGCCUUAUUGAACGAGUAUCUGACUCGUACCCGUUGCACCCCACAGCUCUGUCGCCCCAGGCCGAAAGAGACAAUGUACUGGAACAGAAGUUUGUGGUGCCAGACCUUUCUGAGUCGCAAACAGAGAGCAGCCAGGAAGCCUUCUUCUCUUCAGUCUUACAGAACGCAGGAACGAUUGACGUCUUGAAAAUCCAUAGUGUCGUUCAGGGAUUUUGCCGUGACGAGCUGAAGAUGAUGGAUGAAGAAGAGCGGAUGAAAGCCGCCGCCACCAAUCCAAACGCUCUGGAGACUGGAUUGUAUGAUUCAUGGCUUGUAGUGGUAUGCGACGUACUCAGCACCUCGUACGAGAAAGUCCAAGCAAGAAACGAAAGUCACGGCGGCGGCGGACUUGUCAAAGAUUACCGCGAGUUCGAGACUCAUGUGUCAAAGGUACUCGAGCACUUCCCAAGACGAUCAGCCCGGGAGGCAGCUGCGGUCCGUCAGGCGCGGGAAGACAUGAGGAUAUUGAAGGGGAGUAUUUCCAAGGUGAUAGAUCGGAUUUCACCAAGCUCUGGUUCGAUUUGUAACCAACGCUCGGUCUUUGAUCGGUCAAGCAGCUCGUCUUCCUCGGUGCCCGAGUCCGCCGCUGAGGACUUGCCUGCUUGGCUUGAACCAACGGCGCUUCAGGUGGAAUCUCCGCAGGAGGCCGCUCCACGCCCGCAGAAAUUUAAUCUGAAGCCUUUCUUCCCACACAUAUUUCGUCACUCCAGCCAGGAUCAGGCGGGCGACGCUCCUCCAAUCUCCCAAACAGGUGAAGCAAGCGAGAGGCGGAAGUCCAAUUCAUCGGAGGUGGUAUCUGGUACGAAUGCGUCGGAUGACCGAGGCUGGCACCUUGUCAAGAAAUCUUCGAAGCCCUCAAAGCCCGCUGCUAACAAGCCUAAACGGCCCACUUUACCGCAUCGCAUUCGAGGCUCUCAGCCUGCUGCGCCUGUUCUCAAGGUCUUCCCCGUAGAAGGCAUAUCGGGCAAGCCUGGAGACCAAGACCGUAGCAGCUCUCGGACCUCGGCGUCGGAGGCGUUGGCGGCGGUCACACAAAUCACGCGCCCGCCGAUGAACAGCAGGCAGUUUGCAAGUGCCCCAGGCGAUUUCACAAAGAGCUUGUCGAAGGAAAAUGAUUCGCCCAGCUACGCCACAAUUGCAGCCAGACAGGCGCAACAUAUGACUGAAAAGCCACGGUCAUCCUCGAUUCCUAGUAGAAGCCGGCCAAGGUUGCAUGGUCUGCAGGAUAAAUCCUCUGAAGAAUCACUUUUCAACCGUUCGAGCAACGUCAUGUCCUCGAAGCCUCCAAUGACCUCUUCGACAUAUAGUGAGCCUGAUCCGGCGUAUUUGAGCCAUCAGCUGAAAGCUCUGGAACUCGGCGUAACGGCCAGUCGAUACAGAGCGCCUCCGGGCACGUCUUUCAGCGGUAUUGGGUCCCCCAUGGGAGAUAUGUCAGCAAGCACACCGUCUAUGACAUAUCUCGCACCGGGCCUGCCAUACGAGGGUAAUAUCGAUAUAUCAGCAGCACGUCGACUGAGCACCACACCAUCGACAUCAACAGGCCCAAUUUCUCAUCCAUCUGCGAUCAUGCCCGGAACAUCACCACCAUUUUCAGACCUGCAGGCUGGAUACACGUCCGAGCCGGCCCCAGAACCGAUGUCUCGUGAUAUGUCCGCGAAGUCACAACAGUCCUGGGCUACCGACCCCAUUCCUUAUCCCCGUAGAUGGGCCCCGGUUAACAUCAUUCCACCAAUACCGAAUCUGGCACCACCGCCAAAGCCAAGUAAAUUUCAGACAGAGCUUUCCUACGCAGCGGCAGCGGCACAUCUCCGGCCUCUGGAGCCUCUGGAGGGUCCCGUCCCAUUCGAGCCUGUUUGGCCGCGUAUGAAUGUUGACAGCAGACCACAGUUUGGUGGGCCAGUGCAAUAUGCAGCAGCAGCAGGGCAAUUCUUGCCUGGGUACCCUGCAACUUACCACCCAAACCUCUCGGGACCUCUACUUUCACAAGAGAUCACCAUCCCGAUGGCGGAGCCGCGUGGCGGGCGAGCCCGGAGUGGGAGCUCUCCUCCACGACAAGAAUAA
Molecule: messenger RNA, 4260 nt
Organism: Aspergillus japonicus CBS 114.51
Lineage: Eukaryota; Fungi; Ascomycota; Eurotiomycetes; Eurotiales; Aspergillaceae
Product: LipA and NB-ARC domain protein
Exons: 4
Coding region: 1-4260 (1419 amino acids)
Molecular function (GO): ADP binding
Source: RefSeq, a predicted model, not a curated record